Amphiprion ocellaris (clown anemonefish) is the source of this 5365-nucleotide messenger RNA. It is a transcript of the gene map2k5, whose product is annotated as mitogen-activated protein kinase kinase 5. Gene Ontology annotation, molecular function: ATP binding; protein binding; protein kinase activity. Gene Ontology annotation, biological process: protein phosphorylation. Lineage: Eukaryota; Metazoa; Chordata; Actinopteri; Pomacentridae. The transcript has 22 exons. The record is from RefSeq and is a predicted model, not a curated record. Bases 314 to 1630 code for a protein of 438 amino acids.
UGCUGUUGGAGAAGCAGUUCCUGAAAACUCGCAGCAGAGCUAACUAUCCAACACCACAGAGGGUGAAACUUUGCCGGGCGAGCUCACAUUUACGGCCCAAGUUGAGUGUUUUUUGCGGUUAUGACUUGACUUCGGUGUCGGCGGAGGUUUGAGCUCUUCGGAGGUUUGAAUCCAGAGUCUGGACCGAGCAGGAUGCUAGCAUGUGUCGCUAGCAAACCGCUGCAGGAAAUUAGCUCGUUAGCUUCGACAGCCAGAGAGCCAAAGUAUUAUGAGGCUUAAGUUUCCCUCUUUACGCUCACUUUAAACAACCUCAAUGGACACCGAGGCGAUAGUGAUCCGUAUAAAAACGCCGUCAGGGGACAUGGACUCGUCCGUCGACUGUCCAUCUCUUCUGAACUUCAAUGACUUGCUGGUCGCAAUCAGAGAUGUCAUGCCUGAAGCCACUGUCACUGCCUUUGAAUAUGAGGAUGAGGUGGGAGACAGAAUCACCGUGAGGAGCGAUGAAGAACUCAAAGCCAUGUUGUCAUAUUACUGCAACACAAUGAAUGAACAACGCAUGAAUGGACUGCUGCCGGAUCCUCUGCAGAUUUUUCCGAGAGCCGGCAAGACUCCAGGGAACCGGAACAUACAUGGCCUGAAGGUUAACACAAGACCUAACCCAGCCAACGACUGCACUCAUGCCGUUCCGGACUCCAUAGCCAACAACAGCUUAAAAAAAUCAUCUGCUGAGUUGAAGAGGAUCUUGACAAACGGGCAGAUAAAUGCCCAAGAUAUCCACUAUCAAGAGCAACUCGGCCAUGGAAAUGGAGGCACAGUUUACAAAGCAUAUCACGUUCUUGGCAAGCGUGUUUUAGCUGUCAAGGUCAUUCCUCUGGAUAUCACGGUGGAAUUACAGAAGCAAAUCAUGUCAGAGUUAGAAAUCCUCUACAAGUGUGAUUCUCCCUACAUCAUCACUUUCUUCAGUGCCUUUUUUGUAGAGAACAGGAUAUCCAUAUGCACAGAGUUCAUGGACGGUGGAUCUCUGGACGUCUACAAAAGAAUUCCAGAACAUGUUCUGGGGAGGAUCGCGGUGGCAGUAGUCAAAGGCCUGACGUAUCUGUGGAGCCUGAAGAUUCUUCACAGAGAUGUCAAGCCUUCCAAUAUGCUGGUGAACACCCGAGGACAAGUCAAGCUCUGUGACUUUGGUGUCAGCACACAGUUGGUGAAUUCAAUUGCCAAAACGUAUGUGGGAACCAAUGCAUACAUGGCGCCGGAGAGGAUAUCAGGAGAACAGUAUGGAAUCCAUGCGGAUGUCUGGAGCGUGGGAAUCUCUUUCAUGGAGCUGGCGCUUGGCAUGUUCCCCUAUCCACAGAUUCCGAAGAACCAAGGAUCUUUAAUGCCUCUCCAGUUACUGCAAUGCAUCGUUGAUGAGGAUCCUCCAGUUCUUCACAUCGGCCAGUUCAGUGAGAAGUUCGUUCACUUCAUCACUCAGUGUAUGCGGCGGCACCCCAAAGAGAGACCUGCACCUAAUAACCUCAUGGAUCAUUCCUUCAUCGUGCAGUACAACGAUGGAAAUGCAGAGGUGGUGUCCAUGUGGGUUUGUCGCUGUCUGGAGGAGAGACGAGCUCAGCAGGCUCAGGGACCGAUCUGACGUCCUCCAGCCGUCCAGCUGCUGUCGAUCCGGACGUCUGGACCCAAACAUUGAGCACUUAUCGAAGGCUGCAGGGUCAAGUACGUCCACAUGCACUGUAGAGGUGAUUUAAUGUACAUGGACUAAAAAGAAACAAAUCACCAGAUGUUACAUACUUCCUGUAAGUAGUUCUUUAUUUAACAGCACCGGCCGCGUGGAGGAGUCUCUGCUCUGAGCUUUUCUUUCUAGCUUCUUUUGUUCAGCGAACAUCACAGCCUGACGGAGGUUUGGAAUUAGUCUGAUCCUGAUUCUAAGGAUCAGAGGCGAUAAAUCAAAGCACAAGUCUGCAACACGCCGGCAGAGUUGUGCUCUGCUCCUAUGAUGGUAUCUUCAGUAGCCGUCUUGUGCUUUACCGUUGACAGCCCUCUAGUGAAUGUUAAGGUUUCUGCCUGUGAGUAACUGCCCAUCUGUGUGCCUGUUUGUCCAGUGGUCUAAGUUAUUACCUCAGCAAAUGUUAGUUGUCACUGUAGUGGCAAGAUUCCUCCCAAAAAUGUAUUUUUUUUCCAGCUCCUGAGCUAAAACGACUGUAGUGGGAAAUGAAAUAUUAACAGAGGAAACCGUGAGUUACUCAAACUCAUCAAAAGGAACCAAGGUUAAUUUAUUAAUUAAAUCAGAGUAUAACUCAGUUGCACAUCUUUUAUCGGACGAACCUGAAAGCCACUGAAAGAAAUCAACCUUAAGGUCCGGAUGUGCACUUUUAAUCAUCAGGUGUUUGUUUUUUUAAUCUCCCAAUACAAACCAUCACUUUACAUCUUUACUUAUGGUUUUAUUCAUAUUGUGACCACUAAGUCCUUAUUUUGAAAACAAAUCUCCUGUCCUAUACAGAUAUAAAGCAUUUCAUUGGAUUGCCUGAUGAGAUCAGUAAAACAUUAAUGCAGUGCUCUAAACAGCAAAGACGAGCCAAACGGUGGAUUCUAUGGAUUUCUAAUGGCUGAGCUGAACGUAAUGAAGUGACGAAGAUGAAUUCCUUUGACGAGGUCUUUAAAUGCAGCCGGUGAAAUGCGCAGUGCUCAAGUGCAAUUAAAUGCAGAUUCACAGUGAACGUAGUCUGAUGUGUGAGAAUCAACGUACAGAAACGGGCUGAAAGCAGUUUAUUAUUCCUCAUUUAGACGUGGUUUUAUUCUCCGUGAUGGUGAGGAAAGAGUUUAAUCAUCAAACGCUGUUCAUGAUUUGGGAUCUUUUUAUUAUUAUUUUGCAUCUAUUUCCAAAAUGACCAAUAUAUUCUGCUGUUUUUUUGUCUUGAAGUAAUAUUUAAUUUCCAGUUCACCAGACAAAAGAUGGGAAAAAUAGCAUGUAAUAUACUAUAAGAUGCAAGUAGGAAUAUUAAAUUGGCCAGAUCUUUUAAUUUUGGGAGUUGAUGGACGCCUUUGUCCAACAUUGGAAUGUGUUAAAAUCUAACUGAAGGUACCGUGUCAGUGUGUUGUUCAACAGCUGAAGGAAGGCAGGAAGAUGCAUGAAGGCCAGUAAGUGGUUUUAUUCAUUUACUUCUUGGACAAACAUUUUUCUUUCUGUUGAGGAUUUAAACAUUUACCUUGGCAGAAGUGUUAAAAUCAUAAUUACUCCACCAAGGAACUCCAUCUUCAUACGUUUGUCCGUUUCAUGAUAAAACAUCUGCAAGAUUUGGCUCUAAAUCCCCAAAGAUUCAAGAUUCAAGACCUUUAUUUAUCACAAACAUAAUUACACAUAGUAUAAUGCACAGUGAAAUGCAUUGUGCACCUGAUUCUGUGGUCGAUGAAGAAAUUUCUGUUCCCACAAGUUCAAACUUCCCUUCCUCCGCCCACUCGCGCUUUCUAGAAUCUAUGAGCUGUUGGACGAUACAUCCAGCAUGGUGAAACAUCACUGGAGUGAAAACACCAAGUUUGUAGCGUUGUACAAACGUAAAUGUUAAUUAUCUUUGACAUUUGGAGUUUUGUUUCUCCCUCUAGAGUUGGUAGCACCUGUGGGCUCUCAGAGAAACGUUGGACAAAUCGGAGCAAUUCAGCUUUAGUUUUCGACUUUUCUUUGAACAAACGUUUUGAACAGAAUUUUCAGGGAAGGUCAGUAAUGACACAAGGACCAAAUGAUUAGAUUUUGGCAGUGAUGCGGCUUAUAGUCUGGAUCCACAGAUUUGUUAAAGAUUUCUGUAUCAUUGCCAGAUAGCGGCACGGCGUCACUGUAACCAUGACAACAAGUGAACGCCACAUGAUUGUGAUCCUGAUUCAAAUCCACUGCUGAGGACUUAUCGAGACUUAUCGGUUGAAAUCAUGCAACGACCGAGCAGCCUUGGAGGAGUACUGCGCUCUCUGAGAGCUUUUCUAGUUUAAUUAACACCUAUCUGUGUUUAAUCACUCUGGUGCGUUGGGUGGAAUUCGGACACAGCAUCCCAAACGGUUUCCAAGACAUGGAUUAAUGUUUAGUCUGAAAAUUUAAUGACGAUCUCCACUGAAAAAAGUUCUCUAAAGUCUUGGACGUGAAUCGUUUCAAAUCACCUUCUUUGUAUUUCCACUUUAAUCCAUACUGCUGCCUGCCGUCUGCACACCGGUGGGAUUCACCACUUCAUCAUACUACUGCAUCUCAAUCUCUGACCUUCAUUCAUCCGUGGCUCAAUCACCACGACGUUAGGCUGCAUAUCAUUCACUGCUCAGAGGAUUGUGGAAUGCUGGGUUACAUUACUGCGAAAUGCAACCAAAUGUAGUAAGAUAUCCUGGUAUUUUUGACUUACUGGGACAUACUAAAACAUAUUAUACAGUAUAUAAUGGAUGUUUGAACUCAUCCCAUGUUUGGUAAACUGAGCCUUAAAGUUUAGUGGGUUACAAUGUGGAACAGAAACUAUUCAAUAUGUGAUCCCAGCCCACCUUAAAUCCCUUUAUCAUCGGUUCUAACUCUAUGAUCUGAUAAUAAACUAAGUAGAAUGAGCCUUUUUCUGUGUUCCAGCAAUAAGGGGAAAGUUAAUUUGUCACAGAUUUUCACUGCAGGUUUUAUCAGUGCCACUAUUUGCCUCAGAUACCUGCAGGUGAGGCUUUAGUUUUUUGUGUUUUUUUUUUUUUUUUUUUUUUUUUUUUUUUACCUUUGUUGGCAUAGAUGUACUUUCACUAUAAGUUUAGGGGAAAAAAAUGUCCAUUCAUCAUCAUAAAGAAAAUACUCUGAUAACUGCCGAAAAAUAUGGAUCAUUUUUCAGCAGUUAGAUUUUCUUCUCUGCAUCAUAGCAUCAUGUCAAAUUCUAACACACUCUUCUUACAUUAGUGAGACGCCCACUGGCUGUGAAGUUGCUGUUAAGUUUUAAAUAUUUUGCAUUCUGGUAAAACUGCUAAAUUGAUGUGAAAGAAGACGAGUGUUUUGUUGCUCAUGAACAAACGGUUGGUGCAUUCUUGCCACUCAAGUUCGACUAAAAAGAGUGUAACAUUCUAAUUUUAGUCUCAAACAUUUCCUUUUUGCUUGUUCUCACUGAUUGUGUUUUUUUUUUUUUUUAAAGGAAUUUGCCGUAAAGACGGAAAUAUUUAUUAUUUUUUUUUACUCUUCAGCCUGCUCACAUCUGAGACCAACUCUUGCCCUUUUUGUUUUUCUUGUUCUUGCCAAAAACCGCAAAGCAUCCAGUCAGAGAUGGGAUUCAGCAGAAGUAUCAGUGCUGUGAUCUUACUGGCUGACUAUGGCCUUCUCUGUAAUUAUCUGUGUUGGCACAUACUCCAACCAUAAUAAAUAAAAUGUAUUUAAACUAAA